Messenger RNA from Anoplophora glabripennis (Asian longhorned beetle), 1608 nucleotides. RefSeq lists its product as uncharacterized. The record is from RefSeq and is a predicted model, not a curated record. Gene Ontology annotation, cellular component: membrane. The transcript has 2 exons. NCBI's taxonomy places the organism in Eukaryota, Metazoa, Arthropoda, Insecta, Coleoptera, Cerambycidae. Gene Ontology annotation, molecular function: ligand-gated monoatomic ion channel activity. The coding region runs from base 1 to 1608 and encodes 535 amino acids.
AUGCUACGCUAUUUGAUAAUAAUAUUGUUAUCCUCCACAACAAGCAGCAUUAAAGCCGACUUAGACUUUGAAGAAAGCCUGAAAGAAUACAUACCGAUUUACAAGAGGAGGGCUGAAAACUAUUCUCGCUGCAAUAUGUUCUUCAAAUCCUCUUCAGCGGUUUCAAAGAACAUGGCGAACUGGUUCGCAUCGCAGAACGGUUGUGGGAAUAUCAUCAUCAGCAACGUGUUGGAUUACAAAUUCGCCGUAACAGACAGUCACGCUAACUUUCAUUUCUUUGAGUCGGUACAACAUGUAAAAGGAAACUUACUAAAAUUACCAGAAACCUUCCUCUUCAACGGGAAAGGAGACUCGCACUUUAUUAUAGGCACCAAGACAAAAGACUUCAAGUUCCUCCUAGAUACCUUUGAAUUCUUUUGGAAGAAGCGUUUUAUCAAUUGCGUGAUAGUAUUCGUUUAUGAACAUCUAGAAAUAUUUGCGUACGACACUUUUCGUCAGGUAGCCUUAAAUCUCACAGCGUGCGACAGGUGUCCCUUAUUCUCGCGAGUUUUGCGCAACUUCUGGGGGUACCCCUUAAGGGUGAACAUGUUCGAAGAAUACCCACUUUUGAGAAAAGUCGACGACAGGUGGAUGGGAAAAGACUACGGCAUCAUGAUGGAAAUUGCGAAAAGAUCCAACGUUAGCCUUCAGAUAUUAGACACGUCAGGGGGUUUUGGGGGAACUAUGGAAAGCUUGAUCCGCAACGAGUCAGAUAUCUGCUUCGUAAGUAUGUUUCUCCUGACUAAAUAUAAAAUGAAAGGGAUUGAUUAUGUUUACCCCGAACACAUCAACAGUAUUGUGUUGCUGGUUCCUCGCAGUCCAAAAAUACCGCAAUAUAAAAAACUGAUCUACAUAUUCGACAAGAAUGUAUGGAUAUGUCUGUCAAUUACGAUACUGGGAGUUGCGCUUGUCGUUAAAAUAAUAGCAACUUGUAACAACCGCAGGAACACGUACUUUUAUUAUCUCUUGGUAGUGUGGCGAUCAUUUUUACAACAAGGGGUGUGUAGCUCUCGGCAGAGGUAUCACAAAGCUAGACCAUUCUUGGUCUUAUGGCUGUAUUUCAGCUUGAUAUUUGGCACUGCUUUUCAAACAUCGCUAAUGAGCAUGUUCAUAAAAUCAAAGUAUUGGAAAGACAUAAACACACUGUCCGAGGUUAGACAAUUGGGAUUGCCAAUCUAUGUUCCAGCGGUUUACGGUGACGUGAUUCCAAAGAGAUAUAAACUUCACAAACAACUUAAAUUUGUCGAAGGCAUGAACCAGUUGCAUGAUUUGAUUUCUACGUCCAACACCUUCAGCGGGUACAUUAUGACCGAAGAGGCUGCCCGUGUCUACGUAGAGUUUAUAAGAAGCAAAGACGAUAAACCCAUAUACCAUAUAGUUGGUGAAAAAUUAAUACCUGGAAUUAACACGUACAUGGUUCAGAAGAAGUCCCCUUUCUUAAAAAGAAUUAACAAAAUGAUGUUGUUGAUACGACAAUUUGGUUUACGGGACCACUGGAUGAAGAACUCCCCAGUGAUUAAUAUGAAUUGGAGGAAGAGGGUAUGUGGAGUGGCCAGCCAGGUCACCUAA